UCGAGCUCGACCCAGUUUGAAAGUGAACCAACGGCUCCAGUCGCUGCUUCAGCCACCAACAACAACAAGAACCAGAACCCAACCCGGCCCAAAAGCUGCUCCCUCCGUGUGCACCCGGCCCUUCUGACGAGCCGUCAGUAUGAUGCGUAAAGACGUCAACAAGCCCAAGGGGAAGACGUCGGCGUACGCCUUCUUCGUCCAGACGUGUAGAGAGGAACAUCGUAAGAAGAACCCCGAGCAGUCGGUCAACUUCGCUGAGUUCUCCAAGAAGUGCUCCGAGAGAUGGAAGGGUCUGACUGCUGGAGAUAAGAAGUGCUUCGAGGACAUGGCCAAGGCCGACAAGGUCCGCUACAACCGGGAGAUGAGGGACUACGUCCCCCCUAAGGGCUUCGGAAAGAGGGGACGCAAGAGGAAAGACCCCAACGCUCCCAAGAGACCCCCGUCUGCGUUCUUUGUGUUCUGCAGUGAGUACCGUCCCAGUGUGAAGCAGCAGUUCCCAGGUCUGUCUAUAGGAGACUGUGCCAAGAAGCUGGGGGAGAUGUGGAGCAAACUGUCUCAGUCUGAGAAGCUGCCCUACGAGGAGAAGGCCCAGAAACUACGGGAGAAAUAUGACCGGGACAUGGUGGCGUACCGUGGGGGGGGCGCCCCGACGUACCCCAGGAACCCCGGCUCUUCAGCUCAGGGAGGAGAGGAAGAGGAGGACGACGAGGGGGAGGACGAAGACGAUGACGACGACGACGAAUAGACAGAGACAGACAGACGGAUAGAGAGACUGUGUGUGUGUAUCUGUGUGUGUGUGUGUGUGUGUGUGUGUGUGUGUGUGUGUGUGUGUGUGUGUGUAUUGUGUGUGUGUGUGCGUGUGUGAGAUCAUCAGAUGUUAAACUGUCCGACACCAGAGGGCAGUAGAGUAACCCCCCUCUCCCCUUCCUCACUGUUACCAUGGUUUCCCUGCACCCCCCACGCCCUCCUCAUCCCCUCUGUGUGUCACCAUGGAAACCCCUAACCCCCCUCCCCCCCUCCUCUUCAUCAUCUUCUUCUUAAUGUUGUUUUUUAUUUUCUUACUGGAGGUUUAUCAAGUUUUUCUGUUGAUUCCUUGUUCACUGUCAGCUGUGUAGAAACUUCAACUUUUAUAAUAAAACGACCAACUGAGGGAAAAACA
This is a messenger RNA of Sander lucioperca (pikeperch), 1159 nucleotides long. RefSeq names its product high mobility group protein B2-like. The coding region runs from base 140 to 745 and encodes 201 amino acids. Gene Ontology annotation, biological process: regulation of transcription by RNA polymerase II. The transcript is spliced from 6 exons. The record is from RefSeq and is a predicted model, not a curated record. Gene Ontology annotation, molecular function: DNA binding, bending. NCBI's taxonomy places the organism in Eukaryota, Metazoa, Chordata, Actinopteri, Perciformes, Percidae.